This is a messenger RNA of Neohortaea acidophila, 2097 nucleotides long. RefSeq lists its product as uncharacterized. The record is from RefSeq and is a predicted model, not a curated record. Bases 1 to 2097 code for a protein of 698 amino acids. NCBI's taxonomy places the organism in Eukaryota, Fungi, Ascomycota, Dothideomycetes, Mycosphaerellales, Teratosphaeriaceae. Gene Ontology annotation, biological process: regulation of transcription by RNA polymerase II; cell differentiation. The transcript has 3 exons. Gene Ontology annotation, molecular function: RNA polymerase II cis-regulatory region sequence-specific DNA binding; DNA-binding transcription factor activity, RNA polymerase II-specific.
AUGGCCGACAUCAUGACUGCUCCGCCGCCACCCCUGUCUCCAAUCGAAGACAGCUCUCCCUCCUGCUCCACCCCUCUUCCACCAAUGUCCACGCCCGGACAUGCUGCCUCUCGCCGGCCUCCCCGAAAAAGCACACUUACUCAGCAACAGAAGAACCAGAAGCGCCAGAGAGCCACCCAAGAUCAGCUUAUGACUCUCGAGGUCGAGUUCAACAAGAACCCAACGCCCACCGCGUUGGUCAGAGAGAGGAUCGCCCAGGACAUCAACAUGACUGAGCGCUCCGUCCAGAUCUGGUUCCAAAACAGACGUGCCAAAAUCAAGAACAUCGCCAAGCGAAGCAUCGAGAGCGGCGAGGACUGCGAUAGUAUACCCGAUUCGAUGCGACAUUACUUGGCCAUGCAGCAAUAUGGCACGGGGAAGGGCUUGCCGUCGAACAUGCUGAACAGGGCAGGCCCCGGCUACUCCCCAUAUGGCAACGGCAUGCUAGCGAUGAACGCGGAGACGCCCACAGGCAAAGUCGUCAUCCAGCACUUUGCCUGCCGCUCUCUCUCCAUCGGCACAUGGCGUCGUGUUGCUCAAACUACCAUGGACUUGGUGAUCUUCUACUCGCCGGACAAGGCGUGCAUCACCUACUACAUCAACAAUGAUUCGGCGGGGUACAAGAUUGAGUAUCCGUUUGUGUGGAUCAAGAACAUUUCCCUGGAACAAGGCGAUGUCCUCUCCGCGGCCGAAGGCGCAUCGCAGCGCGCCGGUGGGCUUGUCAUCGAGCUGACCCGAGCACCCAAAUUCUACAUGGAUAGCUCUGGCAGCGGCGGCUUCUACGAAUGCGGCGAUUUCACGGAAGACCAGCAGGCGAGCCAGAUCAUGGUGCAUCACCUCGGCGGCCCGUCCAAGGUUCUGAGCGGCCAACUUGCCAAGCUCGUGUCGUUGGAGGCAUAUCAGAAUCGUCACAAUUUCUACGACCCAAGUGCACUCGCCGUCUCUGCACCGGUGUCUCCCAUUGUGCACCGCCCCCAGAGUCAGCCCAACCACCUCUUCCAUCCUCACAGCAACAUCAGCCUCCUUCCCCCCGAAGGCGCACCGGGUAUGAUGGGACCACCUGGCCCGCGAGGCCACAAACGCCAACGAAGUCGCUCUGUCCCCGUCGCAAUCGAUUUCUCCAUGUUGCGACAUCCCAUGCCGUCGUUCCUCAUUCAACCCGAAGGACAAAUGCCGCAGCCUCCCUUGCAAGACCCCAGCAUCUUUGCACCCGUGCCUCAACAUCAGCAUCACCCAGGAUUCGCAUCGAGCAUGCCAGGGGCCUCGCUAAGCAUCGAUACCUCUCCAAACUUCUCGGGAUUCCAGUUCGGUGGGCCCGUCUCUGCCACAACUGCGAACUCGCCCAGCGAAUAUGGCACGCCGGCUUUCCUGGCCGCCGGUCAUCACGGAGAUAACAUGACCCACUCGCAAUUCAACACACCCUUCAACAGCGGCUAUCUCGCCGUGGACCCCGCCGCCAUGAUCGGAACGAGCAAUACCCCGUUGUCUAUGUACAGUCACGGCGACCCGGUGAUUGCAGACGACUCGCCACCUCUCAAUGGCGUCGGCCGCAGUCAAAGUGCAGAUUUCUUCGGCACGCCCGGCGAGCAUUCUCAGUUCGGCGACGAGGGCCUUUACCUCUCCGAAUCCUUCCACAAGCAGAUGUCCCUCCCCUUCCGCAACCCGAUGUCCGAAGACUCCUUCCACUCGCCCAUGCCCGACAGCGCGUACAAUUACAACUCUCCGCGAACGACAGGCGCCGAAGCGAAUGGCCAGCACACGCCGAUGAACUUUCAGAGUCCCUCACACCAGUCGCUCCACCAAGACAGCGGUGUAGCCUUCUCCACUCCAUCUCACGUUUCCCACGACCAAUCAUCGAUGUAUCCCAGCCCGAAGGACGGCAGCGUGGUGUAUCACGAUUCGAAGAUGUACACUAGCCCGGCGCAGAUGCACCAAAUGCCGCACGACCAGAACGUCUACCAACAGAGCCCGCUCCGGAACGAAACCGGCAACGACGGGCUGGACAUGCCAAACCUGGGCAUGUAUGUCAACCCGAAUAGCCUGGGCAAUCAGAAAUAG